UUGGCAACUGAUGAUUGUACAACAGGCAGAUCAAAUGCUACUCAAGCAUCGCACAAGAAGUCAUCACGACCACUCGAAAUACCUCCAAAUCUUAAGCCGUACGUUACAGAUCCACCAGACAGUCUUGUUUACAAGACAUUGACAGGAAUCAUCCCACUUAAUCUUGAACAAGAAGAAUAUACUAAUUUACUUACAAAUUUAUCAAGAUAUAUUGAUGAUUCCAUCUACAAUGUCUAA
This is a messenger RNA of Trichomonas vaginalis G3, 237 nucleotides long. RefSeq lists its product as uncharacterized. Lineage: Eukaryota; Parabasalia; Trichomonadida; Trichomonadidae. The transcript has a single exon. The record is from RefSeq and is a predicted model, not a curated record.